Molecule: messenger RNA, 1527 nt
Organism: Ordospora colligata OC4
Lineage: Eukaryota; Fungi; Microsporidia; Ordosporidae
Product: subunit beta of T complex protein 1
Exons: 1
Coding region: 1-1527 (508 amino acids)
Biological process (GO): protein folding
Cellular component (GO): chaperonin-containing T-complex
Molecular function (GO): ATP-dependent protein folding chaperone; ATP binding; ATP hydrolysis activity
Source: RefSeq, a predicted model, not a curated record
AUGAGCAUCUUCAGCCAUAUUGACCUUGGGGCUACUGAAGAAAAAGGCGACGAUGCCAAACGAACGAUUCUUGCAGGAACAGACAUGAUAGCAGAGAUCCUGAAAACAACCCUUGGGCCAAAGGGGAUGCUGAAAAUGCUGAAGGGGCAGAAUGUAAGUGUUACAAAUGAUGGAGCUUUUAUUCUGAAGAAUCUUAUGAUUGACAGUGCAUCUGCAAGAAUAUUGGUUGAUUGUAGUGUUGGACAAGACUGGGAGGAGGGAGAUGGAACAACAUCAGUGGCAAUUCUUGCAAGUUUGCUUGUUAAAGAGGCAAGUAAGUUGAGUGUGCAUCCCACACGAAUUCUUCGAGGAUACCGAAUGGCACAGGAGAAGUGUGAAAACAUAUUACAGGGAAUGAGUUUUGAACCAACAAGGGAUGACUUGAUGAAAAUUGUUUGGACCACGUUGUGUUCUAAGGUUGUGAAGUACGACAUUGAGAAGUUUUGUAGCAUGUGUGUGAAUGCCGUUGAGAGACUUGAGGGAAGGAACGAUCUGGGACUGAUUCAGAUUAUCAAAUGUGCAGGGAAGCUUGAGGAUUCAUAUCUUGAUGAUGGAUUUAUUCUGAAGAAGGAUGUAAUGGUAGAAGAGGUGAGCAAUCCUCGGAUUUUGAUUGCAAACACAAGCAUGGAUCAUGAUAAGAUCAAGGUUUUUGGUGCAAAGAUUAACGUGAGCUCUGUGAGCGAACUGGAGGAGCUGGAGAAUGCAGAGAAGGCAAAGAUUAGAGAUAAGGUUGAUAGGAUAUCGAGGAGCAAGGCGGAUGUGUUUAUCAACAGGCAAUUGAUAUACGACUAUCCGGAUCAACUACUGAGAAUGAAGGGAAUACAGCCAAUAGAGCAUGCGGACUUUGAUGGAGUGGAGAGAUUGAGCAAUGUGCUUGGAGGAAAGAUAUUGAGCACAUUUGAGUCGAUGGAUGAGUCGUGCUACGGAACAUGUAAAAGUGUCAAGAAUGUGGAGAUUGGGGGAGAACGGGCAGUAAGGUUUGAAGGAGUGAGUAAUGGAGCAAGUACAAUAGUCCUGUUUGGAUCAUCGAAGGAGAUGCUGGAUGAGGCAGAAAGAAGUAUACACGAUGCAUUAUGUGUGUUGAUGAAGAUUAACGAAAAUCCAAGAGCUGUGUAUGGGGGAGGAGCCAGUGAGAUGUCAAUGGCGGUUGGACUGAACAAGUAUGCCAUGGAGGUAGCAGGCGCUGAAAGCGAUGCAAUCAUUUCGUUCUCGAAUGCUCUGCAACAGAUUCCAAAGAUACUUUCUGAAAAUGGAGGACAUGAUGGAGAAGAGACGAAGGCGAGUCUAAGAGCUGAGCAUAACUCGGGAAACUCAAGCUAUGGCGUUAAUGUGAAAGAUGGGAGUGUUUGCUGCAUGAAAGAGAUUGGUAUAAUUGACAGCUUUCGGAUUAAGAAGAGAAUCAUAAUGGCUGCAUCUGAGGUAGCACAGAUGAUAGUGAAGUGUGAUGGUAUUGCAAAGCGUAAGCCUAGAGAAAGAACAAGAGAAUAA